Sphaeramia orbicularis (orbiculate cardinalfish) is the source of this 756-nucleotide messenger RNA. RefSeq names its product putative C-type lectin domain family 20 member A. The record is from RefSeq and is a predicted model, not a curated record. Lineage: Eukaryota; Metazoa; Chordata; Actinopteri; Kurtiformes; Apogonidae. Bases 1 to 756 code for a protein of 251 amino acids. The transcript is spliced from 4 exons.
AUGUUUGAUACUCAACAUGCUUAUGGAACCAGCUGUAACAGUCUUCGCUUUGCCUACUGUGAGUACUACCACCACAACCACUACCACCACAAUCACCACAGACUGGUAUUUGUGCCACAGACCAUGACGUGGUUUGAAGCUAAGGAGUACUGCACAACCUCUUAUUGGAACUUGGCCACUAUGCACUCCACCUCUGCCGGGAAGGAAAACUUUCUGGUGUGGAUCGGACUGUACCGAGAAGGGGAAACAUGGAGCUGGAGCGCCGGGGAAACAGAGUAUGAAGACUGGGAUAAUGAUGAGCCUGGCACCGGCGACUGCAUCACCAUCGCCUCUGACACAAAAAAAAUGAGCACCCAAGACUGCUCAUCCCGGUAUCCUUUCACCUGCUUCAAGGACAACCUGAUCCUGGUGAAGGAGAACAAGACCUGGGAGGAGGCGCUGGAGCACUGUCGCUCCAUCUGGACGCACCCACACAACUCUGACAUCCACUACAGGUUGGUCAGUGUCCAGCCUGGAGAAGACCACGCCUACAUGAGGUUCAGGGUCAGAGAGGCAACAACAGAGAAGGUGUGGGUGGGUCUGCGUUUCCUGGUGGAUCAGUGGCGGUGGGUGAACGGAGUGGACAUGUUGUUCUCAGACCUUCCUGAAUGUCCCAUUGAGCAGCAGAGGUGUGGAGCUUUGUCCACAAACUCCAACAGCAGCACUCUGGAGCCCAUGGACUGUCUGGAGACAAACAACUUCCUGUGUUACAUUUAG